AUGAAAAAAUCAAACACUUCAUUUUUCCAAAUGGGAUUGUUCGGAUUUAGAGUAAAUCCAGAUGAGAAGCUUAAGCAGUUCAAGUUUUCUCUAAGAAAGUCAGAACGCGAGAUAGAAAGAGAAUUCAAUAGAAUUUCUAGGCAAGAAAAUCAAAUUAAAACACAAAUGAAGAAUGCUGCAAAGAAAGGUCAGACAGAAAUUCUUACCAUUCUAGCCAAAGAUAUUGUGCGCAAUAGGAUGGCUGCCAGAAAGAUGCUGAAAUUGAAAUCAACACUUGAAUCCCUUGGCCUCAGAAUCACAUUAAUCAAGGCACAGAGCGGCUCAAUGAAUGCUCUUAAGAUAGCAACACAGGCAAUGACACAGCUCAAUAGAAUGGUAAAUCUUCCUCAGAUGCAAGCCAUUAUGCAAAAGUUCAUGAUGGAAAAUGAAAUGAUGGAUAUGAAAGGAGAGGUAAUGGAUGGCCUUACAGAUGAUCUUUGGGAUGAUGAUGGAUACAUGGAAGAAGAAACAGCAAAUCAAUACUCUCAGGUCUUUAAAGAAAUGGGCAUUCCAUUAACACCUCAAAUCGAAGCCGCUGUUUCAAAACCAAAAGCUAUUGAAUCAUAA
Molecule: messenger RNA, 606 nt
Organism: Trichomonas vaginalis G3
Lineage: Eukaryota; Parabasalia; Trichomonadida; Trichomonadidae
Product: vacuolar transport
Exons: 1
Coding region: 1-606 (201 amino acids)
Biological process (GO): endosome transport via multivesicular body sorting pathway; protein transport; late endosome to vacuole transport
Cellular component (GO): ESCRT III complex; multivesicular body
Source: RefSeq, a predicted model, not a curated record